UUAAAAUCAUAUAACAAUCAUGAUGUCUCGCAAAACGCUUUCUUUAUCAGUGGAAACUUCCAAAAAUGAUCCAAAAAAACAAACUAGUUUAAUGGCCUUCAUAACUCAGAAGAAAUCAGUUGCAGGCGAUUUCUCAACUAACAGCAAUUCACCGGUCGAUUCAGUAACUGAUAAAAAUAAUAUUAAAAAUAACCACAAAACACAUCCUUCUAGCAGUGACUUUACAGUAACUGAGGAUGAGGCUAAACUUCGUUCACCCAGUGUAUUUAAACGGAAAUUUCCAAAGACCAAACAGUCCAACACAAUCGAAAUUUUAUCAAGUGACUCUGAUAUAUCUCCAGAGAAGCUCAAAACUACAGCUUCGCAAAAUGACCAGUUACAAACAGAACCCGCUAAUUCAACGGUGGAUGAGUACGAUCUAUUGGUUUCAAAAUAUUGCACUCAAGCCACAGCCGUAUCCCUGCAGUUAGAACUCGAUUCGGAACUCGAAAAGGAUUCUCACUAUCAAGAAGCUACGAAAAAAUUGAAAGAGAAUUUGGCCAAAGUUAGCCCACAAAAGUCUAGCUUUUCAAACAGUAAUAAUAAAAAAGCAGCCAAAUUUGAGUAUAAGGUACCUAAAGCUGGCAAUCUUUUAUCAAGCCUGAAUGAGCCUUUAAGGAAGCCAAUUAACUUAAAUGAGACUUCUGCAUUAAGUAGAAGUGACAUAUUUACAAAAAAAACUGAAACUGCCAGCCCUAACUUACUUAACGGAUCGAACCUGACCUCUAAACAAAAAAGUAAUUUCAAUCCAAGUAAGGAAUACACGGAAAUAGGAAAACAGUCAACUCAAUCUUCUGAGACUACAAACAAAGAUAAAAGAGUAAAAAAGAUUCAGCUGAAAAACUCCGAAAAAUCUGAAGAUGAAAUAGACAACACUUUCUCUAGAGUCGAAGUGAGGAAGAAACUGACUAACGUAUUUGAAUCAAUGCCCGGAGGAAGCGCUUCUAAAUGUAAUCCAUCAGUAAAAUUUGAUCCAGCAUUGAACGAUAAAAUGGUGGAAAUAUUAAACGACCAACGUUUCAAAUCAGCACAAUUCUCCGAAGCGGAACUUGAAACGGCAUGUCAGUUUUUACGCGAAGCUAAUCAGCUGCUGCUGGAAAAAUUUUAUGACAUAUUUGCCCAGCUUCCAGAACAAUUCUUCUGCACUAUUGAAGGAUUCCAACUGGACACGUACAGUAAACUUAAAUCACUUAUCGAAAACACCCAUGGGAAGAUAAAAGCAAACAAAAAAGCGUUGGAAAAUUUUCCAAAGGUAAAAGUAUCAUCCGUUGGGUCUUGCAAACCCUCGGUUAAGACUGUAAAUAAUGUUCAAGCGUCUAAAAGCUAUGAUUUCGAUGAAAUGGAAAACGAUUUUAUUAAUAGCACUUUGCCUCCAAAACAAGCCAACGAGACAUCUUCGCGAUCCAGCGGGUUUGUGUUUAAGAAACCUACAUCUGGAAUGACUCUUAACAAACUAGAAGAGAAUAAGCAGCCUGAGGUCUACCCUCGACAAGAAGAGAGUGACGAGGAGGAAGAUGUUGAUAGCAUUAUCGAUAGUAUACGAGAAGCAGAGUUAAUUGAUAAGGGUCGUACUAAUCAACCACAUAUGAGUACGAUCAAUUUGACAACACCAGAGAACUCGUUCAAAGCCGCUUCAGAAUCACGAAUCACAUUUAAUACUAAAGAAACCUGUCUUCGAAAUACGCAAUUUAUUGAAAACGUGGAAACACAGGUUGACGAUGACGGUUGGCAAGUUUAUGAUCCGACUCAGUUUGAAGACCAGGAAGCGUUUGUUAUCACCGACGCUUCCGAGGGGUUCGAAAGUGCUGCGAGCUUCCACCAGAAAAAAACUCAACUCAGAGAUGCUUCUCUAGUUCGGCUUCUGGAGGAUGUUGGUGAAAGUCAGUUUGAGCGCUCAGCCAGUACAAGUCACAGUCGGCAAAAGUCGCAAUCAUUGGGAAACUUUCAUUCAGGAGUUCGUAACGAUGGUACAACUGGGGAGUUCGAUGGCAUGCACUAUUCGCAUUCCGAGCGACUACAGAUAGCGUUUCGUGAAACGUUCGGACUUCGAUUGUUUCGUCCAAACCAAUUGCAAGUCAUCAAUGCCACACUCUUGGGAAACGAUUGCUUUGUAUUGAUGCCAACUGGAGGAGGAAAAUCCCUAUGCUAUCAGCUACCAGCAAUUCUGACUGAAGGUGUCACUAUUGUAGUGAGUCCGCUCAAAUCAUUAAUUCUUGAUCAAGUAAACAAGCUUAGUUCACUUGACAUACCCGCAGCUCAUCUAUCCGGAGAAGUGUCAUACGCUGAUCAACAGAAAAUCUACAAUGAUUUACAGUGCCCCAAACCAAUACUGAAAUUAUUAUACGUAACACCAGAAAAAAUAUCCUCUUCUGCUCGAUUUCAAAACAUUCUCACUGGUUUGUUCCGUACGAAGCAGUUGGGAAGGUUCGUUAUCGAUGAAGCGCAUUGUGUAUCUGCUUGGGGGCAUGACUUUCGACCCGACUACAAAAAGCUUUCAGUACUGCGGCAGCAAUUUCCAUCAAUUCCUAUUAUGGCUUUAACAGCAACAGCUAAUCCACGCGUACGGAUAGAUGUACUCAAACAACUAACUCUAUCACAAACUACCAAAUGGUUUUUGUGCAGUUUCAAUCGGCCAAAUUUAAAAUACAUCGUUCGGCCGAAACAAGGGGCUGCUACAAAGACGGAAAUUAUCGAGUUGAUCAAAAAGAAGUUCCUUCGUUCAACGGGCAUAAUCUACUGUCUGUCAAAGAAAGAUUGCGACCAACUUUCUGCGGAAUUACAGAAUUCAGGUAUCAAAGCAAAGAGUUAUCACGCGGGUUUGUCGGAUACGGUACGAGAAUCAACACAAAAAGAUUGGAUAACUGACAAGAUUAAAGUUGUCUGUGCUACCAUUGCUUUUGGUAUGGGAAUCGACAAGCCGGAUGUCCGUUACGUAAUCCAUCACUCGAUGCCUAAAAGUAUCGAAGGGUAUUAUCAGGAAGCUGGAAGAGCAGGUCGAGAUGGAGAAAUUGCAACGUGCAUCCUGUUUUACAACUAUUCCGACAUGCUACGCUAUAGGAAAAUGAUGGAUCACGACAGUUCAAUACCAUUUGAAGCUAAGCAAGUUCAUUUACACAACCUGUUUCGAAUGGUGAACUAUUGCGAAAAUGUGACCGAUUGUCGACGAACACAGCAGCUGGAUUACUUUGCAGAACACUUCACGCGGGAACAAUGUCUUGAGAAUCGAGCGACCGCCUGUGACAAUUGCCUCAUGCAAGGCGAAUACAAAACAAUUGAUGUAACGGAAGAUUGCCUCGCUAUCGGAAAGUGUGUUCGAGACUUAUGUGCAGGUAGAAAUCGUUUUACCUUACUACAUUUAGUCGAAGUUUUCAAAGGAAGUGAGCAGAAAAAGAUCAUUGAAAACAACCAUCAUCGGACUCCUUAUCACGGCAGGCUAAAGAGCUGGGAUCGGAGCGAUAUUCAGCGAUUAAUGCAUAAGUUAGUAAUCGAGGAUUAUCUCAAAGAGGACCUGAUUUUUAGCAACGAUAUCCCACAGGCGUACAUAAAGAUUGGAAGUAAAAUUGAGAAGUUAAUGAACCGCGAAAUACAAGUUAAUUUUUCAGUCAAAGAAAAAGUUACAAACAAACGUGUUCAACAAAUUGAUGUUGGCAAUGAUCCUAAACUGGAUGAUCAAAGCAAUGCCCAACUCAAGGAAUUACAAGAACGUUGCUACAAUGAUCUAUUAGACAUUUGUCGCUCAUUGGCUGCAGAGAAGAAUGUAACUCUUGCUUCAAUCAUGAACAUGCAAGCACUUAAAGCUAUGUCAGAACGACUUCCAGAGACUCAGGCAGAAAUGCUAGGAUUGCCUCAUGUUACAAAAGCGAACUUUGAAAAGUACGGUCAGCAGCUGUUGGAAAUCACUCAAAAUUAUGCUGCUGAGAAACUUUGCCUAAUGUUAGAUGCAGAUGCAUCUGGCAAAACAAACAACCCGACCGGAGAAUAUGGGAGUGACUCAAGCGAUGACGAUACAGAUUGGGGUCGAUUGGCACGUGAAGCGUCAAACAGCAGCUCUGGCGGCGCAAAUGGUAAACGCAAACGAAGUUGGGGUGCGAGUAGUCGAGGCAAAAAGCGAUUUCGCGGGCGAACGAAAUCGAAACCAGUAUCGCGUGGCAAAGCAUCGGGAGCACGUGGAGGAAAAGCAACUAAACGAGGAUCUAGCGCCGCGGGUUCAAGUAGAGGUGGUCGAACAGGUGCUACAGGAUUCGGUUUACUGCCUUUGCCUGGUAACGGGUAAUUAUAUUAUUAUUUUUCAAAAGUAUAC
Molecule: messenger RNA, 4339 nt
Organism: Sabethes cyaneus
Lineage: Eukaryota; Metazoa; Arthropoda; Insecta; Diptera; Culicidae
Gene: Blm
Product: recQ-like DNA helicase Blm
Exons: 5
Coding region: 20-4312 (1430 amino acids)
Biological process (GO): double-strand break repair via homologous recombination; DNA replication
Cellular component (GO): chromosome; nucleus; cytoplasm
Molecular function (GO): ATP binding; four-way junction helicase activity; 3'-5' DNA helicase activity
Source: RefSeq, a predicted model, not a curated record